Molecule: messenger RNA, 1974 nt
Organism: Papilio xuthus (Asian swallowtail)
Lineage: Eukaryota; Metazoa; Arthropoda; Insecta; Lepidoptera; Papilionidae
Product: dynein intermediate chain 3, ciliary
Exons: 1
Coding region: 128-1873 (581 amino acids)
Biological process (GO): cilium movement; outer dynein arm assembly
Cellular component (GO): outer dynein arm
Molecular function (GO): dynein heavy chain binding; dynein light chain binding
Source: RefSeq, a predicted model, not a curated record
GAAUAUGGUAAAUCGCUAAUACUUCAUUUCUUAGCCUACCUGAGUAAAAAAAAACAUUAAGCAAUUGUGAAAGUUUACAAAACAUAUUAAAAUUGCAAUCAUAUUCAAAUAAAAUUACAAACAAAAAAUGUCAAAAUAUAUGAAAUCACGUUACGAAUAUUCAAAGAAGAGAAGAGAAUUUGGACGACAACCUCUUUUCCAAGCAGUGCCCGCACAAAUAUUAUACUCGAUAUAUCCAAACGAAGAAGAGCAAAGACGGUAUAUACUCCGCAACCCGGUACACAGAGAGGUGCAAGCGACAAUGCCGCAAUCGGAACACGAUGCGAACACAAAGGAAUUGGUUAUUCACGAACAAGGCAUAAAUCAUACGGAAGGUGGCUGGCCGCGUGAUGUCCAUCCGUACAACGAAGAUCAUGUAACGAGGUAUAGACGACGCGUACAACACGAAGACGGUUACGUCAACACUGUCACUAGCCUUCACCCCCAAGUAGAACAUUAUAUUGAUCAAAAUAAUGCCAUAGAUAUGUAUCAAACGUAUUUUGCUGAUAUGACCCCUCAGCCUCCUGUUGAAAAGUAUAAUCUACAAAUCGCUAACGCAUUUUAUGAUCCUCAUGCCCGACCAGUUUCAUGCAUUGUAUGGACUAACGAACAACCAACUCGUUUAGCCAUUGCGUACUGUCAAAAAAUCAUAGGCGACAAGUCGAGCAAACCUAAUUAUUUCUCCAUAUGGGAUAUACAACGACAAACCGCACCGCUUGUCGAAUUGCUACCAGAAUAUCCUUGCUGGGAAUUAGCGUGUUCCCCGGCACAGUCUGAAAUAUUGAUAGCGGGCCUUGAAAAUGGCACCGUUAAUAUAUUCGACAUCCGUAAAGGUCAUGAUGCAAUAUCAAAAAGUUCUAUUUACAAUUCUCACAUUGGACCUGUAUCUGGAUUACUUUUCACACACACUAGAACAAAUACUGAGUUUUUCACAGGCUCAUUAGACGGCUACUGCCUUUGGUGGGAUACAAGAAAUUUAUCAACACCAAUAGAUAGAUUGCCGAUGUCGGUGAGAUUUUCUCCACGAGAAACUCCUAAUAUGUCUAAUGCUGAAGGGGUAAGCUCGUUACAGUUUGAUCGAGGACUGCCAACCAAAUUUUUAUGCGGGACAGAGUCUGGAUUAGUUAUUAAUGCGAACCGUAUGGGAAGGAGUCACUCGGAGAUCUUGACAUCAUAUUGGGAGGCGCACACGGGACCGGUCCGCGCGAUUCAUAGAAGUCCGUGUACGUUAAGAAUGUUUAUAACAUGUGGGGAUUGGAACGUUCGCAUAUGGAGCGAAGAGGUGCGAACGGCGCCUAUAAUAGUCACCAAACCUUACCGAAACCAAGUUACCGAUGUCACGUGGGCUCCGCUAAGACAUUCUAGCUAUAUGGCCAUAUGUGAAGGCGGAUUCUUUUAUUAUUGGGAUAUUUUACGUAAUUUUAACGAAGCUGUAGCAACGUUACAAGUCUCUAAACAUGGACUGACUAAACUGAGGCCCCAUAGAAAAGGACAGAUGGUAGCGAUAGGUGACGAUCAAGGAACGACGUAUUUGCUUAAUUUGUCUGAUAAUAUGACGUAUCCAGAUGAGCGCGAUAAACAACUCGUCCAUCAAAUUUAUGAUCGGGAGACGAGACGUGAACAUAUUUUGGACGCGCGCCUGAAAGAGAUCCAUUUGAAACAUCGCGACGAGCUGCCUGAGAUCCAAUCUGUAGGGGAGUCUGCCAGUGAAGAAGGCGGGGAGAAGAGAGAGGAAAAGAAGUCUGUAGGUGACAAUGAAUAUCAAAGUACUGAAGAAGAAUACUUUAGAAUUGUUAAACAAGAACUGGCAAAAAUGGAAAACGUGAACUUAUAAACUUGUCGGUAUUCGAAUUACGAGUAUCAUACUUAUAUUAUAAUAUAAAUGCGUAUGUUUGGAUGGAUGGAUGUUUGAAGGUAUCUCCGGAACGGUUCAAC